This is a messenger RNA of Penicillium verhagenii, 1587 nucleotides long. Its product is annotated as BCS1 and AAA domain-containing protein. The transcript has a single exon. Gene Ontology annotation, biological process: protein insertion into mitochondrial inner membrane from matrix; mitochondrial respiratory chain complex III assembly. The record is from RefSeq and is a predicted model, not a curated record. NCBI's taxonomy places the organism in Eukaryota, Fungi, Ascomycota, Eurotiomycetes, Eurotiales, Aspergillaceae. The coding region runs from base 1 to 1587 and encodes 528 amino acids. Gene Ontology annotation, cellular component: mitochondrial inner membrane. Gene Ontology annotation, molecular function: ATP binding; ATP hydrolysis activity.
AUGCCUUCGAACAAUUCUGCGAGCUUGUCAAACGAGACAUUACUUGACAUGCUUUUACCUGGCUUUGGUCCCUUGUCACGACUUGUUUCAUUUUAUCUUCAAAUUGAUCUCUCCGCCUAUUCGUUCUAUAUCGUCACAAUAGCGAUUUUUUGGACGUUCGCCUUUAUACUGCCAAAGUUGUUUCACCAAUUCCAAAAUUUGGUUCUGCAUUAUGCUGCCUCAGUGGAUAUCAUGUAUCAGGAUCCACUGUAUGACCUAGCUAUGGCAUGGAUAGCCGGGCAUGAUCAAUUGAACCAAACGAGAUGCUCCAUCGCUGGGACAAAGACGAGCUAUAAUUCACCAUUUCGCAGCCUGAAAUUUGAGGAGGACAAAGAAGAGCAAGAAAAGGGCCAAUUGGGGGACGAUAGUCGACCAGACGCCAGCCCUAAUGAUCAGAGAUUCUGGCACCGCCUUCGAUACUGGAACAAGAGAAAACCCAUCCAGUUCACGCCAAAGAAAGAUGAUUUUUUUUUCUUUUGGCACUGCGGUCGUAUAUUUGCCCUCUGUCGAAAAUCAUUCGCAACAUCUAACAACGAUUCCUUCUACGCCUUUAUGGAGAAUAUCGCAAUUUAUACUGCUCCAUGGAAUCAGGGUUUGUUGAAAACGCUCCUCGAAGAGAUUCAGAUGCAAAGUCUCCAGAAUAAGAGCAGCGAAAUCAACGUCUUUCAAGGGAUGAAACGGCAGGGGUCUUAUAAAUGGGUCCCCAUGUCAAGCAAUGUCUGUCGACUCAUGGACAGCGUGGUACUUGAUACCGAGAAAAAAGAGGUUUUUGAAGAUGCCAAAAAAUUCCUCCAUCCAGAUACAAGCCAGUGGUAUAAGAACCAUAAUAUAAAUUACCGACGAGGCUACCUUUUCCAUGGCCCUCCGGGCACGGGUAAAACGAGCCUGUGUGUUGCAAUGGCUACUUUUCUGGGGCUGGACAUCUAUACGCUCAGCCUGAAUUCUCUGGAUGAAGAUGGGUUAGCGCUACUCCUUCAGGACCUCCCAACACGAUGUGUGCUCCUUUUUGAGGAUAUUGACUCGGCCGGUUUACGAAAACGCCCCAACGAUGUGAAUGCCAAUCAGGUUGAAAUAAGCGAUGAGCAGCUCUUGUCAGUUCAUGAUGAUGAUUAUCCUUUGGGUCAGAGGUUGAUCAGUCUCUCAGCUUUGCUCAAUUGCAUAGACGGCGUGUGUGCCAAGCCAGGUCGUAUUCUUAUCAUGACUACGAACCACAGGGACAGGCUUGAUCAAGCUUUGACUCGCCCAGGUCGCGUGGACAUUGAAGUCGAAUUUGAACUUGCUAGUACCCUGUCUGUCCAAAAGCUUUUCUUUGCCUUCUACACGCCAUGCAAUCCUUUGGGCGAUAGCGAUCAAGAUCAGAGGACCGGAAAUAUCCAUCAUGAGACAGAUAUACUACAUUCGCUUUCUGCCGAGUUUGCGCGGUACGUUCCCGGCAGGAGAUUCAGCCCUGCUGAGAUUGAAAAUUAUCUUUUAAAGUAUCGAACAGAUCCUGCAUCUGCCGUCGCAGAAGUGAACGAAUGGAUCAAGCCAAAGCUUGCUUGUGAGUAG